UAGUGAAGCCUAAAAGAACACCGUAGAGUGUAGAGUCGUAGAGUGUAGAGUGUAGAGUCUACACUCUACAGUGUUCUUUUGGGCAUCUAACGAAUGAGACUCUACCGGUGUCAUACUUCGUCAUUUUUUAAGUUUUCUUUCUGAUUUUACAAAGAACAGCAGAUAUGGGGUUCUUCUUCAGACUGUUUCUCUACGGAAGUGUAGUUUCAUCUGUCAGUCUUCUCGUGCUGUCAUAUUUGAGUCAUCUGGAUGUAUACAGGGUUGUCCACAAUCAUACUCCCGGCCCGUGUCACAUCAUACCCGGAAUAGGAGACGGUUCGGAAGAUGUGGAUAUCCUUCCCAACGGAUUGGCGGUUUUAGCACGGUAUGUGCAGUGUGCACUCUUGGGAAUCUUUUUUACUGCAAAUUUACCUUCGCUCUUCAGUUGUGUUCUUAGCACGGCUGCACGAGUGGUAUAAGCGGUAACGUGUGAG
Messenger RNA from Paramacrobiotus metropolitanus, 473 nucleotides. Its product is annotated as serum paraoxonase/lactonase 3-like. Bases 165 to 458 code for a protein of 97 amino acids. Lineage: Eukaryota; Metazoa; Tardigrada; Eutardigrada; Parachela; Macrobiotidae. The record is from RefSeq and is a predicted model, not a curated record. The transcript is spliced from 3 exons.